AUGAACUAAUUCUAAGAACUAUUGGUUGAAAAGGACAAUGAAAUAAUGAAUUUAAAAUAACAAAUAGAGGAAUAAAGCGACAUUAUAUAGAAUCAUUUAAAAAAAGUGAAAUCAUUGGAAAACGAAAGUAAAUUACUUAAACUCCAAUUCUCUAAAGCUGUUGAAAACUAAAAACAAUUACAGAAAUAAAAAACUGAAGUAAAUUCUGAGUAUAAAAAUUAUAAAGAUGAUUCAAGUUAAAAGUUGAAAUCCCUCAGUUAAGAAAUAGUUGAUCUCAAGUAAAAACAGAAUAUACACAGCUCUCGAGAUUAUACCUCUGAAGUCGAACAACUCAAUUAACAAUUAUCCAAACUCAAGGCUGAAAAAGAAGAGAAAGAAAGAGAAAAUGGAUAGAAUCAAUUAAAAUUACAGGAAAUAAAAUAAAAGUACAAAGAUCUAAAGCAAUCUUACUAAGAACUAUCUGACUAAUACUAGAGAGAUGAAUUAAUGAAUAAAUAAAUUGUUCAAUCCCUAUAAACACAAAAAGAGGAUUACGAAAAUAGAAAUUCAGAACAAUAAAUACUUGUCCAAUUAGAUCUGGCAUCUUAAUAAGAAUUAGAAACCCAACAGCAAUUGAUUAAGCAAUUGGAGAAUGAUUUAUAACAAGCAUAAAUCGCAUACAAGUAAUAGGAAGUUAAAUUGUUAAAUUAUGAGGAUGAAAUAAACAAUCUAAAGAAUUAAAUCAAAAGACUUGAGUAGGAACACACAGAAUAGCUUCAUAUUUUGGAUAACACAAUACAAAGUAAGGAUUAAAUAAUCUAAUAAUAUGAAAGUAAUAGUAGGAUAUUGAAUGACACUCCUGAAUAGCUCAGAAGCAAAAGUGUAGAAUAGACAACUAUCUAAGGCCAUUUAAAAUCAUAGAUUGAUUCUUUGAAUAAGAGUUUAUCUAAUUUUGAAUAAUAGAUAAGAGAUUUAACAAAGGCAAACAACGACUAAUUGGAUUAAAUUACUAGUAAGGAUAAGAUGUUAAAAAAUAAGAGUCAGGAAAUAACUCAAUUGCAAUAAUAGGUUAAGGAUUUCUAGGGGUUAAAUCAAAAAAUAUAAGUUCAGGAAAGGGCAAUCCAUCAUCACGAGAAACAAGUAUCUACUCUUAAUUAGACAAUAUCAAAAUUAUAGGAGUCUUUGAAUUUCAAGGAUUAAAUCAUAUAAGGGAAGCAACAUGAAAUAGAAAUGUUAUAGAAUUAAAAGAAAGAUCAUAUUUAAUAGUAAAAGCAGUAAAGUCUUUUAUUUGAAUAAUAACAUCAAAAAUUGAGACUCGAAAAUUCAGAAUUGUCGAAUAAAUUCAAGAAAUUAGAAGAAUAAAUGAUGUUAAAAUAAAAGGAUGAAAUAGCCAUUACUGAUUAACAAGGAAUUUAUUAAAAUCAAAUCUAAUAAUUGGAAUUGUCGAUAAGAAAAAUGAAGUAAGAUUUUGAGGAUGAAAAAAAGUAAUAAGUUGAUAAAAUACAACGAUUGACAUUAGAAUUAGAGGAAACUGAGAAAUUGUAAAUUUUGUUGAAUCAAAAAUAAAUAUUGCUUGAAAAUUCUUAAAAUAGAGUAAAUGAUGUAGAAUCUGAAUUAAGUUCUGCCCAAGAUUUAAUAUAAUAAUUGGAGUCCAGAAUUUCAGAGUUGCAAAGAGAAAUCUAAACAGAAAGAUCGAACUUUUUAAAGGAAAAUCAAUUAAAAAUUGAAGAGCUUAACUCACAACAUUAAGAAAAUGAAGAGCUCAUGACAAUAAAUUAAGACCUGACUUAAAAGAAUAUUUAACUAUCAGAAUAAAUAGAAAAAUUAUCAUAAAAUUAAAGUGAUAAUUAAUUACGUCUUCAAUAAGAAAUUGAAGUUCUUAAAACAACAGAAAAUCACAAUAGAGAAAAUCUAAAGAGACAAGAAGUAUAAAUUUAGGAAUUGAAUUCUUAAAUAUAAUAAUAAAUUUAAUCAUAGGAUCUAGACAAUAAAGAGAAAAUCAAAUUAUCAUAAUUGCUGAAUGAAUAGUUGAAUUCAAUAACAGAUUUGAAUAAACAAUUAGCAAUUACUAAUAUCAAAAAUGAUUAGCAACUUGAAGAAACUAAGGCAUAAUUUAGUUCAGAAUUGGUUGUAAGAGAAACAGAACUUAUCAAAAAUGUGAUUUAGUAAUCUUCAGAAACUUAGAAAUUACUGACUUAGAUCGGUAACUUAAUAGAAUAAUCAGACAAAUUCAAAUAAACAAUUGAAAAACUGGAGUUGAAACUUGGUGAAUAAGAAUUAAAAUAUUAAAUUCUGUCUGAACAAUAAAAGGCUUAGGAUACAUAAUCAUUACAACAAUUUUAGAAUUAGAUUGAAGAAUUACAGUAAUUGACUUAGUAACAAGAAUUCAAAAUAUCGAAUUUAUCAAAUGAACUUAAUGAAAAAUCAUUAGAUUUGCAGACUUAGCAACUACAUAAUUAAAUUAAAGAAUAAGAUCUAAAUAAUUAGCAAUUGUAGAUAAAUAAUUUGAAUAAGUCGAUAGCAAAUUUGGAAAAUUUGAAUAAUGAAUUAAAAUAAUAGAUUUAGAGUUUAGAUUAAAGAGUGUAAAAUGAUUAGUGUUAAAUAUAGAAUUUAGAAUAAAUAAUAAAUGAAUAAGAGUAAAAGAAGUAGAUACAAGAAACAAAAAUUAAUGAAAUGUAAUCAUAAUUGAAUAAAGAAUAGGAAAGAUGUUCCAAAUUAAGAGAUGAUUUGAUAGAAAGAUCCAAUCAAAUUGAUCAAUAAGUGAACGAAAUUAAAUAAAUGAAAAUUGAAAAUAAUCGUUUAAAUGAUCUCAAACUUGAAUUAGAGAAGAAUUUAGAGGCAAAAGAUGUUAUAAUAACAAAUAAUACUGAUAUUAUAAAUGAUUUAGAUUAAACAAUUAAAAAAAAAAAUUUAGAAUUAAGUGAAAAGGAAAAUAAGCUUUUGUAACAAAAUAAAGAGAUGGAAAAAAUAAACAAUAAGAUACAAUAAAUACAAUCAUAAAAUACUAUGCUUGAGAGUCAAAUUCAAGAAAAGACAUAGAGUGUUUAGUAAAUUUCACAAGAAUUAAGUACUUUGCAACAUUCAUACCACGAAUUAGAGUAAAAUAAUAAGAAAUUAUAAUUGUAAAUCAAUCAAGAUGCACAAAAUUAUAGUUAAUUAAAUCAGAAAAAUCAUGAAUAGUAAGAGAGAAUAACCACUUUAAAUAACGAGAUAUUAGAAUUGAAAAAAAAUAAUAAAGAAUUAGUUGAAAACCAAGUUUAAAUCACAAAUAAAAAUGAAGCAGAUUAAGCUUAAAAUAAACUAAUAGCUUCUUUAUAAGAGUAGAUAAAUCAUUUAGAAUAAAAGAUUUAGCAACUAGAAAGUGAUCUGAAGGUGAAGGAAGAUUAAAUAACACAUUCUAUAUAAGAAAGUUAAGCAUAAGAACAAAAAUUAUUGUAAUAGAAUAAUUAACUGAGUUAAGAUCAUGAUGAGUUGAUGGCAUUAUAAAAGACAGACUAUGAGAAGAUUAAAGAACAGAAUAAUCAAUUAUCCUUAUAGGCUAAUUCUUAAUAGUUAGAGAUAUAACAAUUAAAAUUAGAAUUAUAAUAGGAAAUUGAAAGUAAAUCUUAGCUGAAUACUUAAAAAAUAGAGCUUGACAAUAGGGUAGUUCUUUUGAAUGAAAAUUUAGCAUAAAAAGAAUAAUAACAAUAGCAAUUAGAUUAAUAAUUAAAGGACUCAGAAGCUCUGUUAUAAAAAGAACAGAAAAGGUUGAAUAGUUAGAUUGAGAAUUUAAAUUCAUAAAUUUCAGCUUUGAGGAAGUAACUUGAGUAAUAGAAAGAAGCCUUAAGUUAGAAAGAGAUAGAUAUAGCUGGUUAUAGUAAGAGGGAAAAUGAAGCCAUGAAAUUGUUUGCAGAUAAAGAUGGUGAAAUUUUAGCAUUAUAAAAUGAAAUUGAAGCCUUAAAAGACUAGGAGAACAGUGUUUAGAGUCGGAAGGAUAAUGAAGGGAUUAAAUAAUUAUCUUAGAAGGAUCUGGAGAUUUAAAAUUUAAAAAGUGAACUUGAAAAUAUGAGGAAAAAUUCCAUAAGAGAAAAUGAGUAACUCAAAUUAAUUGAAGAAAAAAAUGAAGAAAUAUAAUAGUUAAAGAGCUAAAAUUCUGUAUUAACGAAUGCAGUUGAAACUAAAUAGGUUGAGAUUACUAAAUUGUAGACUGAUUCAAAUCAAAGUUAAUCCAUAUUAAAUGAAAUAAAGGCAUUAUUCAAUUAAGAUAAUAUACUAGACUAUUUAAGAUAAUUUAAAUCUCAACAUGAGAAACAAUGUGAGAGAAAGUUUACUUAUUACUAAUGUUUACAGUCUUUAAUGGAUGAGUAUCUAAGAAAUUAAUAGGCUGUAUUUUAUGCUUAGAAUUAUCUUAAAUUAUCCUAAUAGGAGCAGAACAGUUUGUUGGCAUACCAAAAGGAUAUUUAGUUAAUGAAGGCGAAGUUGCCAAUCAAAACAGCUUUGAGUAAUAUCAAGGAAGAGAAAAAUGAAGAUUUAAGUUUUUCAUCGAAUGAACAUCAGUUAGAAAUCAAUGAGAAUGAUAUCAGUGGGUUUAUUGGUGACAUUGAUAUCUCGGCCAUUGUCAAUAAUGACAAAAAUAAGAAAGAAAAUUCAACUUCAAAUAAGUAAUAACUUUCACAUACUGAAGAAGUUAAUAUUUUGAAAUCGAAAUUAGAGGCAGCCAAUGAUGAAAAUGUGAAAAUUAUUGCUAAAUUUUAAACUUUGUUAGAAAGAAUAGCCGCAAAGGAAGAAUAAAUGCUGCAAUUAAAUAAUUUGGCCAGAGAUUAUAAACAUAAGAUGAUGGCUAUGCAAAAGACAUCUGUUGAUCCUCAAGCUGUUCAUGCUAAAGCUCAUUUACGAGAUUGUUUGAAGAAGUUUCUUACAGCUUGUGGACCCAAAAACCUAAAUUAUGAUUUAGCAGAGGCUAUACUAAAUACAUUGUUUUAAUUUUUGGAAUUCUCAGAAAAAGAAAAGGAAGAAAUUCUGGAUGAAUUAGCAGUAAAACCUGCUGAUAAAAAGAAGGGGAUUGUUUAGAUAUUGUUUAAGAAAUGA
Molecule: messenger RNA, 5046 nt
Organism: Paramecium tetraurelia
Lineage: Eukaryota; Ciliophora; Oligohymenophorea; Peniculida; Parameciidae
Exons: 6
Source: RefSeq, a predicted model, not a curated record